Messenger RNA from Triplophysa dalaica, 1322 nucleotides. RefSeq lists its product as uncharacterized. The record is from RefSeq and is a predicted model, not a curated record. Bases 3 to 1226 code for a protein of 407 amino acids. The transcript has 6 exons. NCBI's taxonomy places the organism in Eukaryota, Metazoa, Chordata, Actinopteri, Cypriniformes, Nemacheilidae.
GGAUGAAAAGGGCUAAAAACAUGUAUCAUGAAGUGCCUAAACCGCUGGUGAUACGUGUUGAUCCUCAACCCGCGACUGCAUCACCUGAGAGAUCAGAGCAGAGAGUUUCAGCAAAUAAACUGAAGAAGGGUGACAAGAAAACGGAUCAUGAAGUGCCUGAACCGCUGGUGAGACAUUUUGCACCUAAACCAUCAACUUCAUCACCUGAGAGAUCAAAGAUGAGACGUUCAAGGAGGAAACUGACGAAGGAAGCUCAAAACAUGGAUCCUGAAGGGUUUCAUAGAUCUGCCUCACCCGACCGGAAUCCUGAACAGACGGAGGUGACAAAAUAUGAAGCUCCAACAGUGCCUGAACCGCUGGUCACGUCACAGUUUGAUCUCUUUAAACACCUGGUCCUCGUGGACAUUGAAGAUGAAGAUGAGGUGCAUAUCAUCUCUCCAUUUGGGCUGAAGGACACCAGACACAGGAGACCUAAGCCCAUCAGGAAAAAACAACCCAUGUUUAGUUGGAUGGAGGAGAACACAGAGAUGCUGGAGAGUGAAAGAUCAGCGAAGAAACCGAACAGUGGCAAAAAAACGGACCAUGAAGGAUCAUCCCCGUACAUCCCAUAUGAAUAUACCGAGGCGAUAUCACUGUCAGCACCUUCAUCACAGUCUGAUCUCAUCCUCAUGGACAUGAAUGAUAACAGCGAGUCUGAUGAGCCUGAGGUGGAGUUCAUCUCUCCAUUUGAGCUGAAGGACCAUAGACACAGAAGACCGAAGCCCGUGACAAAAGAUCAACCGAUGUUUUGUUGGAUGGAGAACACCGAAAUGCAGGAGAGUGAAAGUGAAAUGGAUGAAGUCCACCCAGAAGCUCCAGAGCAGCAGGAGACACCUGUGAAAAAAUCCCAUCCAGAGAGCAACACUGACAAACAACAAACCCUUCAGAAGGAGACAGACGCUCAUGAAAACAUCAUCAUGACAGGUCCUUAUGGUCCCGCUGGAGAAACCCAAGAUCACCUGAAUGGUCCAGAGAAGACAAAAGCUGCCAGCAAAACUAAAGGAUUAUUUGUUCUUCAUCACUGGGUUGAGAAAAAGACCAAAGAACGACGGGAGAAGAAAAUGAGAAAAGAAAGGGAAAUAACAGAAACACAGUUACUGCGGGAGAGAUACUUGAACAGUCCAGCAUUGAAGCAUUUGUGUGUUAAUAAGAACAACUCUAACUAUAUCCCCAUACUCCUUCUAUAACUUAUGUGCAAAAUAAUUAAGUUUAUGUGCAAAUAAUUAAGUUUAUGUGUGAUAAAAAAUAAGUAUGUGUGCAAAAAAAAUGAAGUAUAUGUGCAA